Messenger RNA from Glycine soja, 1973 nucleotides. Its product is annotated as CBL-interacting serine/threonine-protein kinase 3-like. The record is from RefSeq and is a predicted model, not a curated record. Gene Ontology annotation, biological process: protein phosphorylation; signal transduction. The coding region runs from base 391 to 1716 and encodes 441 amino acids. NCBI's taxonomy places the organism in Eukaryota, Viridiplantae, Streptophyta, Magnoliopsida, Fabales, Fabaceae. Gene Ontology annotation, molecular function: protein kinase activity; ATP binding. The transcript is spliced from 16 exons.
UUGAUGAAUAACUGUUUCAAGUUGUUGUUCCCAGCAUAAAUAGCAGAAAAUGAGAAACUCUCUCAUGAGUUCUGUCUGAUUGCAUAGCAUUGGUUGGUAGUUGUCUCAAAAAUCUCUUGCCCUUUGGCCAUAAUCAAAAACCAAGACACUGUUCAUCAAGCUGCUCAAUUAUCAAGCCAACUUUGCUUGGUUCCACUGCAGAAUUUCAGUUUAUUCUUAUCUCGGUAGAUUGGAUUGAAUCUCCAAAAUUGGUGAUUUCACAGGGGUGUGCUGUUAACUUUCCUGUUUGUUUCAUCUUCAAGCUCAAUUCUGGUUCUGGGUUUAUCUUUUACUGGAAGACAGACUUUGAGGUAGAUUCCUUAUAAGUGGGCAUAAGUUAAAGUGUAGAGAAUGAGUCAGCCUAAGAUUAAGCGCCGAGUUGGUAAGUAUGAGGUGGGGAGGACCAUUGGUGAAGGUACAUUUGCAAAGGUGAAAUUUGCAAGGAACUCUGAGACGGGAGACCCUGUGGCUCUUAAAAUUCUUGAUAAGGAGAAGGUGCUAAAGCACAAGAUGGCUGAGCAGAUCAGGAGAGAAGUAGCAACAAUGAAACUAAUCAAGCAUCCAAAUGUUGUUCGAUUGUGUGAGGUCAUGGGAAGCAAGACAAAAAUAUAUAUUGUUUUAGAGUUUGUAACCGGGGGAGAGCUCUUUGACAAAAUUGUAAACCAUGGAAGGAUGAGUGAAAAUGAAGCUCGUAGAUAUUUCCAGCAGCUUAUAAAUGCUGUUGAUUAUUGCCAUAGCAGGGGUGUUUACCACAGAGACCUGAAGCCAGAAAAUUUGCUAUUAGAUGCUUAUGGGAACCUUAAAGUUUCUGAUUUUGGUUUGAGUGCCCUCUCCCAGCAAGUUAGGGACGAUGGACUUCUUCAUACUACAUGUGGCACUCCUAAUUAUGUUGCUCCCGAGGUCCUUAACGAUAGAGGCUAUGAUGGGGUAACUGCAGACUUGUGGUCAUGUGGGGUUAUUCUCUUUGUAUUGGUUGCAGGUUACUUGCCUUUCGAUGACCCUAAUCUUAUGAACCUGUAUAAAAAAAUCUCAGUUGCUGAAUUUACUUGCCCCCCAUGGCUUUCUUUCAGUGCCAGGAAAUUGAUUACACGAAUCUUGGAUCCUGAUCCCACCACUCGUAUCACUAUACCUGAGAUAUUGGAUGAUGAAUGGUUUAAGAAAGAUUAUAAGCCUCCAGUUUUUGAGGAGAACGGGGAAACCAACCUCGAUGAUGUUGAAGCUGUCUUUAAAGAUUCUGAAGAGCACCAUGUGACAGAGAAGAAAGAAGAGCAGCCUACAGCCAUGAAUGCAUUUGAGUUAAUUUCCAUGUCCAAAGGACUGAACCUUGAAAACUUGUUUGAUACAGAGCAGGGAUUUAAAAGGGAAACAAGAUUCACCUCAAAAUCCCCUGCGGAUGAGAUAAUCAACAAGAUUGAGGAAGCUGCAAAACCUCUUGGCUUUGAUGUGCAGAAGAAAAAUUACAAGAUGAGGCUUGCAAAUGUGAAAGCUGGAAGGAAGGGAAACCUUAAUGUUGCCACAGAGAUAUUCCAAGUGGCACCUUCUCUUCACAUGGUUGAGGUACGGAAGGCAAAAGGAGAUACAUUGGAGUUCCAUAAGUUCUACAAGAAACUUUCAACAAGCCUGGAUGAUGUUGUCUGGAAAACAGAAGAUGAUAUGCAAAUGCGAGAAACAAAGUGAUAUUGUUAUUAUCAUUAUCUUGUGUAAUUUUCUUUAUGUCUGAGGUUCUACUAUUUUCCAAUUUCUUCAUUCGUUAUUUCCUCUUAAGGUUCCUUCGUGUAGGUUUGUUUGGACAUUUAAUUACAUAUUACUUAUAUAUUGCGUACCAUGCUACUAUUUUUUGAAAGCAUGCAGAGUUUAUGUAAGAAUUUUACUCAUCAACAGUUCCAGUUAUGUUCAUGAAACAAAAAAUUGUAAGAAAAGUUGUAUAUAUCUAU